AUCAUCACAUAAUUUUUUGCCCCAGAGCAUUUUAAUUAUUUUUCUGUUCCUUGUUCUUCCCUCCCUCCCUUUCUUCUCACCCUUUGAGCUUCUUACCACCGCGGCACCGCUUCCUCUCUCUCUCUCUCUCUCUUCACCGCCUUCUGCCGCCGUCGCUCCACCACCAAUUACACGGAUAUAUGCUUUUUUUCUUAUUGAGCGAGUAAAAGUUUAGGGUAAUCAUGCAAAAAGAUGGUAAUACUGCUAUCCCGUCAACGCCAACCGGUCGGAUUCGACAUCGGAGGCGUUCAAAUGAGGUUGUUCCAGAUGUUAGUAAAGCAAAUGGAAGCCAAAUGCUUGUUGAUGAUCGCGGUAAAUACAAGUCAAUGUUGAUUCGGACAUACUCUUCAGUAUGGAUGAUUGGGGGCUUUGCCUUAAUCAUUUAUAUGGGCCAUCUGUAUAUAACAGCGAUGGUUGUUGUUAUCCAAAUAUUUAUGGCAAAAGAGCUGUUCAAUCUGCUCAGGAAAGCGCACGAAGACAGGCAACUCCCGGGGUUUAGGCUGCUAAACUGGCACUUUUUCUUCACUGUGAUGCUGUUUGUGUACGGUCGCAUUCUUAGCCUGCGGCUUGUCAAUACUGUAACUUCUGACAAGUUCCUAUAUCAGCUUGUUAGCAGCCUUAUCAAGUAUCAUAUGGUUAUUUGUUACUUCUUGUACAUCGCAGGUUUUAUGUGGUUCAUCCUUACGUUAAAGAAGAAGAUGUACAAGUAUCAAUUUGGCCAGUAUUCAUGGACACACAUGAUUCUGAUCAUUGUGUUUACGCAGUCCUCCUUCACCGUAGCCAAUAUUUUUGAAGGAAUCUUCUGGUUUCUUCUUCCUGCAUCGCUUAUUGUUAUCAACGAUAUUGGUGCAUAUUUCUUUGGUUUCUUCUUUGGAAGAACCCCUCUAAUCAAACUAUCUCCAAAGAAAACUUGGGAGGGAUUUAUUGGAGCAUCUUUUACAACUAUCAUCUCGGCAUUUUUGCUAGCAAACAUAUUGGGUCGUUUUCCAUGGCUAACAUGCCCGAGGAAGGAUUUGUCAACUGGUUGGCUUGAAUGUGAUCCUGGUCCAUUGUUUAAACCGGAGCAUUAUAGAUUAACUGGAUGGAUUCCUCAGUGGUUUCCUUGGAAAGAAUUCUCUGUAUUACCAGUUCAAUGGCACGCUCUUUGUCUAGGUCUGUUUGCGUCAAUAAUUGCACCUUUUGGGGGCUUCUUUGCUAGUGGUUUCAAGAGAGCUUUCAAAAUCAAGGAUUUUGGUGAUAGUAUCCCCGGACAUGGUGGAAUUACUGAUAGAAUGGAUUGUCAGAUGGUAAUGGCUGUAUUUGCAUACAUCUAUCAUCAGUCAUUUGUUGUGGCUCAAGGCGUUUCUGUCGAGACGAUCUUAGACCAGAUAUUGAUGAACCUUACUCUCGAGGAGCAGCACGCUCUAUACGUGAAGCUCGGCCAAAUCUUGCAGGAGAGGUUGGUCGGAUAGUCAGGUCCUGUGUAAACUCUCAUCUCUUUCUCUCUCUAUUUCUCACAUUCAUUUUUCUAGAGAGGACAGAUGAAGAAUAUGUUGUGUAAUUUGUAUUUAGUGUUGCUGAAAUCUUUAAGACAGGCAUUCUUAUGCGUGCACACUCUUUGGAGUCUACUUCUCUCUAUUGCACAUUUCGAGAUGAAAUGUGUUUCCUCUCUCUGAUGCAUAUGCUGAAAGUAGUGAACAUGGGGUGUGAAAAUAAAAAGGAAAAAGCGGAUUCAGGACGAUGUGGUGUCGAAAGUGUCGGCGCCAUUGGUCAGCUGCAAGAAGAUUUAAGAUCCCAUGUUUAUCAUCUGCAGACCGCUUACAAGGAACAGAGAAUGCUGUAAAUGAACUGUAGAAGCCAUGUAUGAUUUUUAUUUUAAGUCUCAAGAUAGAAAUUAUGGAGUUAGAAACAUUUUUUUUUUACCCCCAAAGAUAGAUUAACACAAUCUAGAAAGAAAAUCGGUAAAUAAGUUUAUGCUUGAGAUAUUCACUCUAUGAAGGGGAGGAGAUACAAUAUUAUUUGGUAAUUGCGUAUGUUAAGACAUGAGGUGCUU
Molecule: messenger RNA, 2071 nt
Organism: Morus notabilis
Lineage: Eukaryota; Viridiplantae; Streptophyta; Magnoliopsida; Rosales; Moraceae
Product: phosphatidate cytidylyltransferase 1
Exons: 12
Coding region: 222-1490 (422 amino acids)
Cellular component (GO): endoplasmic reticulum membrane
Molecular function (GO): phosphatidate cytidylyltransferase activity
Source: RefSeq, a predicted model, not a curated record